Molecule: messenger RNA, 573 nt
Organism: Coniosporium apollinis CBS 100218
Lineage: Eukaryota; Fungi; Ascomycota; Dothideomycetes
Exons: 2
Coding region: 1-573 (190 amino acids)
Source: RefSeq, a predicted model, not a curated record
AUGGCCGACGUCGACCCGCAAGUGCCGCAACCACCCCUUGAUAAUGGAGCAACUCCCCCCAUAGAUGCAGAGCCCAAGCUCCCAAAGCUGAGCGUGACAGAGUUCAGGAUGUACAACAGGAUGGCGGAGCAUAUGGAUAUGUUUCACGAAAACUUCAGGCGGACCUGGAACAUGCUCUACAACGCCUGCACCACCAACAAGCGCCCAAGCGGUAUGUCUCUCCGCCAGUUCCUCGGCGCCGGCAUCGACUUCUGCCACCACCUCGAAGUGCACCACUCGAUCGAGGAGCAGCACGUCUUCCCGAUCUUAGCGCGCAAGAUGCCCGCAUUCCGGAAGGAGCUGGAGCUGUUGACGCAGCACAAGCAGAUACACAAGGGCAUGGAUGAGAUGUCGGCGUAUUUGGAGGCGUGCAAGACGGGGGAGAAGGAGCUGAGGCUGGACGAGCUGAGGGAGAUCAUGGAUAAGUGGGGGGCGGUGCUGUGGCAGCAUCUUGAUGACGAGGUCAGGCAGCUGGGAGCGGAGAAUAUGAGGAAGUACUGGACGCUGGAGGAAAUGAGGAGGAUACCCAUAUAA